This is a messenger RNA of Corythoichthys intestinalis (scribbled pipefish), 7340 nucleotides long. It is a transcript of the gene thrb, whose product is annotated as thyroid hormone receptor beta. Gene Ontology annotation, biological process: thyroid hormone receptor signaling pathway; negative regulation of transcription by RNA polymerase II; retinoic acid receptor signaling pathway. The coding region runs from base 1828 to 2976 and encodes 382 amino acids. NCBI's taxonomy places the organism in Eukaryota, Metazoa, Chordata, Actinopteri, Syngnathiformes, Syngnathidae. Gene Ontology annotation, molecular function: RNA polymerase II cis-regulatory region sequence-specific DNA binding; zinc ion binding; nuclear receptor activity. The transcript has 8 exons. The record is from RefSeq and is a predicted model, not a curated record.
CCCUUUUGGUAUUAAGAGUGACAUUUGUAGCAUUGAGGUCCCCCUUAAUAAUUUCCAUCAUCAACCUGAGCAUUUUCCUGAGAAUAAAUCAGACCUUCCACACCUGCAAUGGAUGCAAGGAGCACACAAGAAAGAUGAUAUGGUGCUGUUGGCUUCAUCAAGCCCUGAUCUCCAAUUCUUACUGGAGCAGUUCGCAGCUGAGUGUCAAGCGGUUGGGAUCAAGAUCAGCACCUCCAAAUCUGAGACCAGGGUCCUCUCCGGGUCGGGGAUGCGAUCCUGUCGAAAGUGGAGAAGUUCAAGUAUCUCGGGGUCUUGUUCACGAGUGAGGGUAGCAGGGAGCAGGGUAUCGACAGGCAGAUCGGUGCAGCGUCUACAGUGAUGCGGACUCAGUACCGGUCCGCUGUGGUUAAGAAGGAGCUGUGCCAAAAGGCAAAGCUCUCGAUUUACCAGUGUAUCAAUGUUCCUACUCUUAUCUAUGGUCACGUGCUGUGGGUUGUGACCGAAAGAACAACAUCCGGGAUACAAGCAGCCAAAAUGAGUUUCCCUAGAGAUAGGGUGAGAAGCUCGGUCUUCCGGGAGGGACUUAGGGGCAAGCCGCUACUCCUCCACAUUGAGAGGAACCAGCUGAGGUAGUUAGGGCAUCUGUUUCGGAUGCCUCCCUGGAGAGGUGUUCCUGGCAUGUCCCACCAGGGGUGAUGACCCAGGACGUGCUGGAGAGACUAUAUCUCUCAAUUGGCCUGGGAACAUGGGCUUCUCAAUUGCAGUUCACAAAUUUUAAAUUCAAAAUUUUUGAAAAAAACAUUUAAUUUUCAUGUGUAAAAAGUAGUUAUGUUCUUUCUUCUCCCCAAUUAUUGCUGCAAGCUAUUAUUGACAGCGUCAAUAUAGAACCACAGACAGCAAUUACUGUAUCUUAUGCACUUUAACUCUAAAACUUAGUCGGAUUCAUCUUCAUAUUCAAUUUCAAAUCCGCAUAGGUACCGACCUGUUAGUUAAACUCGCUUAAAUGUUGGUACUGGGCCGAUGUUCUGUCAGAUUUUGCACCCCAUCAGAAAUUGCAACAUUGCGGUUCUGCGCAUGAGCAUAAUGUCACAAACGGCUGCAAAUGCAGCGAUUCCGAAGUAAAAACCAAAAACUAUGUGUGAGGAAAGGAAUUGGUACUUAUGUUUGGUCAUGUAUGCACACAAAGGAAAGUUCUCCUCACACACAUCUUACCACGUGGCUGUGCUCAACCCAACUUCACACCGCUCUCUCACCGUUAACCUUUUCAGUGAAGCAUUUAUUGACGCCAUAUUCAUAUUGCUCAUGUAUGCUUAUCAUGUAACAUGUUUAUUUAUCUCCUUUGGAAAAUAUUGAGAGACCACCUGAAUGUGAAAGAAUACCUAUUCAUCACCAUAAAAGCUUUAGGAGCAAACUCUGACAGAACACCUUGUUACGUCCCCGUGUCCUUGCUGUCGUAUUUGCUAAAACAACACAGCUGUGACAGGCAGAUUGGGUUGCCAGGUUGGAUAGUUUUCCGCUAUUAAGGUUUGUUUUUGUUAUUGUUUAUGGUGUGCCUGUGACUUUAUCUGCAAUUUUGUCAGAAAGGCUUUAAUUCUGAGCUUAUGAACGAGGUAAUGAAUGCCCCUCACAAAUGCUAGAAUGAGCGCAUUCAGGGUAACGUUCAUGAGACAGAAACAUGAUGUGUUCAAUUCACAUUUGAACGAUGAACGAUCGGUUAUUCAACGCAAUCAUGUACAACACUGCCACUGUAUUUAAAAGUUCUGUACGUAGCUCAUAAAGUAAACAAUUGUAAUCAUAUUCUUCUCCCCAGGGUACAUACCAAGUUACAUGGACAAAGAUGAGCUUUGCAUUGUGUGUGGUGACAAAGCUACAGGCUACCAUUAUCGCUGUAUUACCUGUGAAGGCUGUAAGGGCUUCUUCAGACGAACAAUUCAGAAAAAUCUUUGCCAAACUUACAUUUGUAAGUAUGAAAGAAAUUGUGCCAUAGACAAGGUGAAUAGAAACCAGUGCCAGGAUUGUCGCUUCAAGAAGUGUAUUGCUGUCGGAAUGGCCACAGACUUGGUGUUGGAUGAGACCAAGAGGCUUGCCAAGCGAAAACUGAUUGAGGAAAACCGGGAGCGUCGCCGCAAAGAGGAACGACAGAAAACAGUAUUGGAUCAACUUGAGCCGACCCAGGAGGAGUGGGACCUAAUUCACAUGAUUACCGAGGCCCAUAUAGCAACAAAUGCCCAGGAAAAUCGCUGGAAGCAGAAGCGGAAAUUCCUGGUUGAGGAAACAAUGCUUCUUAAUGAAAUAACCUGCAAUUUAUUCAAUAACUCUGACCAGAGGGCAGUGGGGAUGAAGGAAACUAAGCCUGUAAAUACAGCAGGAGUCAAUCAAGUGGAUUUAGAGGCAUUCAGCCGUUUUACACAAAUUAUCACCCCUGCAAUAACACGAGUGGUGGACUUUGCCAAAAAGUUACCAAUGUUUUGUGAGCUGCCAUGUGAAGACCAGAUCAUCUUGCUGAAAGGCUGCUGUAUGGAAGUCAUGUCACUGAGAGCUGCUAUCCGUUAUGAUCCCGACAGUGAGACACUCACGCUAAAUGGAGAGAUGGCAGUCACCAGAGGUCAACUCAAAAACGGUGGCCUCGGAGUAGUGUCGGAUGCCAUUUUUGACCUCGGUGUCUCAUUGUCCUCCUUUAAUUUGGAUGACUCUGAGGUGGCUCUUUUACAGGCAGUUAUCCUUCUUUCAUCUGAUCGUCCAGGACUGAGUAGCGUGGAUCAGAUCGAACGUUGCCAAGAGGAAUUCCUGCUGGCUUUUGAACACUACAUCAACUACCGCAAACAUAAAGUAGCUCAUUUCUGGCCAAAGUUGCUCAUGAAGGUGACGGACCUGCGGAUGAUCGGCGCCUGCCAUGCAAGCAGAUUCCUACACAUGAAAGUGGAGUGCCCAACUGAGUUAUUUCCGCCUCUGUUCUUGGAGGUUUUUCAGGACUGAUUUUGAUGGAAAUAUGGCUGUGAAGCACUUGGAUGCCCUGGAGCUCCAGUCAACAUGUGACCAGUUUAGGUCUGCACUGCCGUGUUGACAGGAAAAGCUGAAACACCAGCUUCUUGCUCGGAUUUUGACUAUUGAUCUCUCGCAAUGUGACACAAAGCCUAAUAGAUUGGAGACCAACAUGCGUAAUGAACUGGGUGUGCUUUUUUCCCAGUUUAGCCACCAUAGUUAUAGAAAACACUAGAAACUAAUCUGCUUCCAUUAGCUUCAUUUGUAUUUUUCCUGCCAAUAUUGAAGGGAUGGGCGAGCCUUGCAGGUCAUUGUCGAUUGCCUGGAGAAAAAAAAAAAAAAAAGGGACACCUCAUUGGUAGAGCUUGUCGGCUUUUUUACUCAAAACUGAAUUAAUUAGAUACAUGUUUGAGUGAUAUACACACGGAAAAAAUAAUGAUCAGGAAUGUAUUUUUAAAACAAAAAAAUACUGGAAUAAAAUUUAGGGACAUCCCAAUUGCAUAUUUUUGCAUCCGAGUCCAACCCACCUGAUUUUGAGAAUCUGCUGAUACCAAUCACAAUCCGAUACCGAAAAAAAAAAGUGUUUCUGUCUCACCGUGACGCCUUUAUAAUGUGAAUCAUUUUUCAACAAGAAUAGCGUAGAAAAAUGUUUGUCUUUAUUAAAUGCUUGACAGAGUUAUACAAUGAGUUGCCACAGCACACUUAUGCAAGUUUAACGAUGAUUGACAGAUUUAUGCCUUUGAUCGUAGCGCUGCCAAGCUUCUCUGGCAAGAUAAAAGCUACAAACCUGUCAAACACAAGCUGGACAGUUUGGCCGCACUGCUUAGCACAGUGCUUCUCAAUUAUUUUCUGUUACGCCCCCCCAAGGAAGAUGUAAAUGUUUCGCGCCCCCCCCAAGCUCUCUGCCGCCACUGUAAAUAGUAUCAUUUGUCUAUAAAAUUACUAUUGUAAAUACGCAUCUGCCUAACAUUAUGUCCUUUUUUUUCUAAUAAAGAAAAAAAGUAACAUAGAUCAACUUAUAAUAAAGUAUAACUUUAUUAACAUUGUUUUGUUUGUAACUGAGAAGACUUGACGCGCAUCAAUUUGCCUGAAUUUAAAAAAGUCACAUCCAAAAUGUAAAAAUACACUCAACGUACAUUUUUGACCAUUUGAUACAGAAAAAUAAAAUGUAAUAAGAUCAGUAAAUAAUAACAAAUUCAAAUUCAUUAGAAACAUUCACUCAUGAGGACAAUAUGCCAAAACAAUUGACCGAAAAAACAAAAAUGAAUAAAAGAAAAAAGAGUGUCCUUGGACAGAAGGACAGUUUUUAUUUUUACUGCUCACACCUCCUUUGCAAUGGUGUGGAGUUAUUUUGCAAUGAGCAUGCUAACAAUGCUCACUGGUUUACUGAUAUAACACUGACAAAGCAGGACGAUUGUUGGCAAUAUUCGGCACGUUUUCGCUGAAAAACAAUCAAGCGGAUUAUCAAUGAGAUUGGGGUCUAAUGUCUUUAAGUGGCGUCUUAAUUGAUUUGUUUUCUGGCUGUCCGCUAUAAUUAUUUUUAGACAGAGUAAACAGUGGUCUUUCCUCAUCAUCCACUGUAUUAAAAGUCAAAGCUAAAAGGCAAACAGCACGAAAAAAGCGCAUUCUCGGCGGCCGAGGUAGAACCGUAAGUGAGGGCGGUCGUCGUGACGAUCCCAAGCCGAAAAUGGCAUUUCUCGGGCGCCGACGUGAGACCCGGACAAGACACUGCGUCGUCACAAGUCGCUGCGUGAGUGAGUCGGGUCGGAAAACGGCUUUCGAAAACGGCGGCGGCGCACUGCUCUUCUUAUCUGUUUUCUGUGUGCUCUUCCUUAGUUCAAAAAUAAAAAACCAUGUUCUCCGAGGUCACAUGCGCCCCCCCCGGCAUCGCUCUGCGCCUCCCCAGGGGGGUGCGCCCCACUAUUUGAGAAGUACUGGCUUAGCAGGAGGGAGGGUGAGGGCUGUGGCGCUCUACGAGCACGAAGCAGAAAAGCAUAAAUAUAUAUAUAUUUUUUAAUUAAAAACCCGAUCUUUUUCACCCGAUUCCGAUCCUCUGAAAAAUGGCGCAAUCAGCCCGAUUUCCGAUCACGUGAUCGAAUUGCAAACGUUAACUCUGAGCUUGACCUUUUUAAAAAAAAAAAAAAAAAAAAAAAAAACUUAGGCGCAUUCAAAGUACCCUUAUAGUUUCGCAAAUGUUUCACUGCAAAUAUGAUGUGGAAACAGACUUCAUAAUGAUAGAAGGGACACAGGGCGCGGGGCCGAAGCUGACCGAGUGGAUUACAGUCAAAGAGCUUUUUUUGUUGAAAAGUCUUGCGAAUAAAUGCUUAAAUCCCCGAAUUCUUUAUGCAUAUGGACGCAAAACAGUCUUGAUUCUUGGUUAAAAGCAAAAAAAAACAAAAAAAAAAAACAACGUGCAGUUAGCGUUUAUUUUAUGUGAAUAUGUCAAAUGUGCUGCUCGUUAAGUCAAUGUGGCGGCCCCCUUAGUACAACAAAGAGGUUUUUGCGUUGAAAAUUCUGGUGAAUAAAUGCUUAAAUCCCUGAAUUCUUUAUAGAUAUGGGCGUAAAACAGUCUCGAUUCUUCGUUAAAAGCAACACAAAAAAAGCGUGCAGUUAGCAGUUAUUUUACGUGAAUAUGUCGAAGUACGAUGUCUGUCUAGUCUGUUAUUCAAUAUGGUGGCAUCCUUAAAACAAAGAGCUUUUUAUGUUGAAAGUUCUUGAACGAAAAGUAUAAUAAUUACCUUGAAUCCUCGAACAAAUCACUCCUGAGACAAUCCCUCCUGUUUGUAUGCGAUACAACUUUCGUACAUAUUUCAACCUAAAUCCAGCGUUGAAUCGCUGCAUGUGUCGCUGCGACCGGCUGCGAAUAACUCAAGCGGAUUGUGGGGUGGCCCCCUACUUGAAGGCAUGGAGCAGUGAAGGUCGACUAUGACCCGUCAAUAUCAUUAUGAAGUCUAUGGUGGAAAUGCAAAGGAAAUUGACAGAACACAUUAUAAUUCAAAGAGUGAAAAUAAAGUACACAGAGAAGAACAAGAGAAAAAAAAGGAUCACCAUUUUGAACAACCUUUUUAGUCAAGCUGCACCAAAUCUCCCACACUCUCAUGUUGUCUUCCCUUUUUUUUCCUCACGGCAAGCCACAGAACCUCCUCGACCAUUGAGAUGAGCGGCAUGGUCAUUGUUCUAUUAGCUCAUUGGUCAGAAAGCAUGAGAGGCGGGUGAAUGAGCUCUCCUAUAUACGUACAGUAUAUUCUUAAAAAGCGCCAUUCAGUCUUUGUUCAAUUUACAAAUUCAACACUAUUUUCAAUUUUCAUGAUAAUACGGGACAAAGCACAUCCCUUGUGAGCUUAAUACGGGACACGUACUUUUGUGACUGAAUACCGGACGAUUCCGUUUUUUAAGGGACGGUUGGCAACCAUAUUUACAUUACUCUGUGGCUGGAAGACCACAGACAUCCAUUCUGUUUUAACUAGAAGGGGCUAGCAUUUAUCAUUACAAAUAUACCGGUACAUCCGAUGUCAAACUUCCAUGGCACCGAAUGAGUUAAUCCACACGAACUGUCACUUCAUUUUGUAGUUUGAGGAGUUUUAGUGGCUGGCAAUACAUUGUAUCGCUCGAUUCAAUCAAUAUUUUGUCAAAGCUAGUUAGCUAAUGACACACACACUUGAUGGCAUUCUGAAAUAAAUUGCUAAAUAAAUAUGGUUUAUAAUGUAAACCAAUUUGAUCUUGUUCCGUUUGAUACUUUUUAAACUUUCAGAAUGUCAUAAAUAUCGCAUCAAACAGUGGUAUGAAAUUAAAGACAUAUCAGCCAGCACCAAGUAUUGCUGUUUUUUGGGAAUCUUUUGCUAUAGCAUUGUUGUUUGCGGUUUUGUUUACAUUGUGUUACUGUCGGGAGUUUUACCUCAAAUCUAUGAUGAUACCAUUGUUUUAAAACAUCUGUUCAUGAAAUAAAACUGAAGAAGAAAAAUGUUGAUUGUCUCUUUUAACAGGUUCUCUUAAAUGAACAGGAGAUGACGACACACAAUUCCGGAGCAAAAGAAAGCAAAAAGUCAAAUACAUUUUGUCGUUAAUGAAUAAUUAAAAGCUGGCCGGCCAGGUCUCCGGUGCCCUUCGAGAAGAUGUGGCCUCGACCUUCCGACGCAUACACCUUUUGUUAUUCAAAAUACGUAUAAGGAGGCUAAAGCCAACGGCCAUCUUAGCCCAAGUGGCUCACGUGAAAGUGGAAAUUUACAAGGCAGCCACAAGCAGAUCACUAUAAUGUUACCUGCCUAUGUCCUUACUCCAGAGAAGAAGCUGCGGGCUCCCAUUCCUAUCUUAUCCAAAUAGAGUCAAGUUAAAGAAUUUAGUAAGACAAACAAUAUGGA